This is a messenger RNA of Microplitis mediator, 3227 nucleotides long. RefSeq lists its product as uncharacterized. Bases 793 to 2730 code for a protein of 645 amino acids. Lineage: Eukaryota; Metazoa; Arthropoda; Insecta; Hymenoptera; Braconidae. The record is from RefSeq and is a predicted model, not a curated record. The transcript is spliced from 3 exons.
CUUCUUCUGUAUCCAAUAAACAUGUAAAAUAUAAUUUUUCUUCAUGUAAAUUACUUACAAAAAAAUUCAACUGAAUCAAAUUUGUUUAAAAUCCAGAAAUUUUUUUUUUUACCUUUUUUAGGGGGUACCCCACUUUGCCCGCAGAAAUGAAAAAUUUUUUUUUUCAACGGUAACUAAAAAUUUCUUCUAUUUACUUUGAAUAUCAUUAAAAAAAAAAAUAUUUAGCGUAUUUGAGUCCUCGAAAAUUUGGUAUUUCCUUAAGUACCCCCUUUUGCCCCUCCCUCCCCUAUAUUGUAAACAUCACACUUGUCUCUUACUCCUAUUUUCCAUUACUACAUAAAGAAAAACUUAUUAAAACAGAGUAUUUACUCAAUUUCGACUAUCAGUUGAUUUCUUAUCAUUUCUACCGCAAAUUAGCGUGAUUAUAAUAAUUUUUUUUUUCAACUAUCGAGAGUUACGACUGACAGAUUCAGGAAAUUCGAUUCAGUUUUGAGUCGUGAUAUUAUAAUUUAUCCUUCAUUUGGACAAUGACUAUAACGGUCAUAGUGAAUCAUCCAUCGGACACGCGAUUGUAAAAUUAUAAACGAUUAUUGAUAUGAUCAUACGAGUGUGAGUGCUUGGGAUCAACGUGUAUUUAUUCAAACAUAUAAACGUUCUGCUAUAAAAUGUUGGUUUUUUGAUACACUAUCAUACGAAAGUCACAGAAAUAUGCCACGCAAAGUCACUCAAUGGAUUUUUUCCAGUACGUUUUUACAUUCGUAGAAGAUAACAGCGUGAAUAUUGUAUUCAAAAAUGAUUGUAUGCGACUUUAAAUUAUUUGUGUAUCAUACACUUCUCAAUAGUGUUUUAUUUGCGUAUGGUCGGAACAUAAAACUAGUAGAAAAUAAAUAUUCAGGGUUAUCAGACAUUGUGACGCAUAUCGUCAGAGCUUGCAAUGACAAUUUUCAAAGGGUUGUUAUUAACGGCGAUGCGGACGAAAAUUUGGUCAAAUCGUUACGUGAUUCAGAAACGAUUGCUGUUAUUUUACAUGACAAUUCAUCAGCGAUCGAUCUAAAUCUAGAGUAUAAAAACAAAAUUGAUUUCUUUGUUGUGACUUUCAAUGGUUCAGUUGAUAAACUUUCCGAAAUUCUGCUUAAAUUCCAAAAAUCUCUAUGGUGGAAUAUAAUGAGUCCUUAUUUCGUGUUCAGCGGAUCAGAAAAUGGAUGCAAAGAUGCUGAAGUUGCUCUGAAAAAAAUUUGGAAAAUGAAUAUUCUGACUUGUUACUUUGUUUGUCUCGACUCAAAACAGAAUCCGUUCAUAUAUACUUUCAACCCGUACUCAAAAUAUGCACCCGAUCAAUGGAAAUUUGUCCAAGAGUUCAAAAAUGGAUCCAAUUACAUGGCGGUCUACAACCGACCCUACAUUGAAGAAAAUAUUCAUGAAGGUUUCAAUUUCGACAGGACCAAGUAUCUCGAUAACGUGACAAUUAAUAUUGCGUUCUGUAUUACCCCAGAAAAAGCAGAUUUACUACCAACGAUCACCGAAAAAAAUCAAUAUUUGAUUCAUACUCAUUUUGAAUCACGUAUGAUAGAGGCAUUAAGAGCUGCAUUCAAAGUAACUUUCAAAUUUAGUUACAUGGUACAACCUUCUGUAAGCUCAUCAGAGUCGCACGGUGGCUACAUUUGCUUGCACAAUAAAACAUGUGAUUUUGCAACGUGUACAAAAACUCACGCACUCACAUUCGGUUUUCCCGGCAGCCACCAAAUUAUAUAUUCCGGUUUUUCGAUUUUCUCAUCCAAACAAGGGUACCGCACACCCUUGGAAAAAAUUUAUAAAUUCUAUGGCCCGUUGAUGAUCGCGGCAACGAUCAUCAUUUCAACAAUCACUUAUUUAGUUAUUUGGUACGUGAAUAGACCGCGAGAUUUUUCAUUCGCGGCCUUUGAAAUCCUUCGGCUCUGGACUUGCACUUCCCUUUACACGAAAAUUGAUACCUUAGCACUCCGUAUAUUUUUUUUCGUGAUAUUUCUUUACUUUCUGAUACUUCAAGCGACUUUUCAAGGGAAUCUAUCGAAAUUUCUCACGAGACCUGAACUAAGAGACAAUGCCGACUCAUUGGCGGACUUAGAGAGCAGCUCUUAUGAAAAAAUUUACGCGACUCUUACCAGCAUUAAAUUUAUGGUCGACAACGAAAUUCUUGCAGCAAAAUCGAAUCGAACAUCACUCGACCAAUGUAUUGCGAAUGUUAUAGAUAAAAAGUCGAGUGUAUGUGUCAGUGACUAUGUGGCUUUUUUGAUGCGUUUUGAAAGAAUGAAGUUAUCGAAAAAUCUUCUGAGAAAUUACUAUUUAUCUGAAAAACUGCUGAGUAAUAAUUAUUUUAUGUAUCUGACCCGGCACGAUUGGCCGCUUAAAGAAAAGUUUGAUCACUUUCUCACGGUAUUAGAAGACACUGGAAAUUUACUUAAAUUUAACAAAAAUUUGACUUCUUCUCUGGAAUCUGUUAUAUUAUCUCAUCAUAUUUACCCAGAAGUCCGGCCUAUUGAUUUAAAAUCAUUAUUAUUCAUUUUUCAAUUCCUGAUAAUUGGACUCACAAGUGCGACUUUUUGCUUUAUACUCGAAAAAUGUAAUUUUGCAAGAAAUAAAUCGAAAGUUGCGAGUCAUAAAAAUCGAAAAAAAUUCAUGUAUGCAAAAAUUAAUCGAAAGUUUAUGAAUACGAAUAAUCGAUUAAGGAAAAUGAAAAAUGAAAGAAGAUAAUUCUUAGUUUUAAUUAUUUGAAAUUUAAAAGUGUUCAGUAACAGUAAGUACUUUUAUUUAUAAGGAAUAUAAAUUUCUGCACGAUUUCUUCACUUAAAAUAAUCGCAAACACUAAUAAUACAUAAUUACGAAACUCUGGAGCAAAAUAUUGGAGAAAUAAAUUUUUAUCGACUCUAGAAAUAAGUUCGCGUGCCUUCGAUAAGCAUUGGAUGAAAAAUGAUAACAAAUAAUGGUACGUUAUUGCGAUAUAUAUGAUAAAAUAAUUGCCAUAAAUUUCCAACAGAGACCAUAUUUCAUAAAUGUCAACAAUAAAAUGUAUUUUCAAUCAAUAAAAUAAAUAACAUUGAAACAAACAACGUUUUAUUCCAUUCUGACAAGCAUUCCCUGGUGGAAAUUUUUGGAAAUUUUCUCUGAAAAACUCAGUUCCAAAGUUCUAAAGACUUUUUCAAAGUUCUGAAGACUUUUUCAGAGAAAAUUCCCAAAAAUUUCCACCAGGG